Messenger RNA from Anastrepha ludens (Mexican fruit fly), 1648 nucleotides. RefSeq lists its product as uncharacterized. The transcript is spliced from 10 exons. Lineage: Eukaryota; Metazoa; Arthropoda; Insecta; Diptera; Tephritidae. The record is from RefSeq and is a predicted model, not a curated record. Bases 83 to 1537 code for a protein of 484 amino acids.
UCGUCUUGCUUUCAUAUGCAGCAACCUACAUCUUGUAUAGAGGGUAUCAUGACAACGAAGUAAACAAAUAAUUUAUUGAUUAAUGAAAUUUUAUUCAGCUUGGAUCGAGAUGAAAAAAUCAAAGAAGAAAAUCUAUCGAAAAUAUGAAGAUUUCUACAACGCUCAAGACUUGCGUGAUCCCGACACGUUUCCACGAAUUAAUUUAACAAUCAACGAUUUUGAUGCGAGCGGUGGUGUUGUUAAUCCACGUGCGCCAUGUCUUGUGACUACUAUCGACCCAGGUUAUGUGAAGGAUGCACGCACCCAACGUUUGGCGAGAAAAUUUCGCAUGAAAACCGAUAUAUUACUUUUGCGUGAAAUAACUCGCAAGAAAUUUAUGAUUUACUCCACACAACAAAUGUAUUUGGAUAAAGAGCGCGAGAAAAAACAGCAGGAAGAAGAAUACACGGGACUGCUUGACUUUUACGAAUUCACAGGAAACUCAUUGGAAACGAUUGAAAGAAAUGCAUUCAAAGAUAUGAAAACCUCACUGGAGGAAUGGCAAGAAAUGCAAAAAUGCACGCUAGCCCAUGAGCUCAAAGCGGUAAUUGAAGACCACAGACGCGCUUUGGUCGAAGCUCAUGAAGUCUAUCAACGCUUUUUGUAUUUGCUUAAAUUAAUUGGUUACUUUGAUGAAAUCGACGAUGAGGCGCCAGCCAGUGAAGGUGGCAGGUUAGUUUUACCGAACGAGAUUGCAGAGCUCAAGCCACAGAACGAAAGUGAGGCUGGUAUGAAGCAAAUCGAAGUGGUUAAAAACUAUAUGGACGCCGUUAUACGCCCAUAUUUGGCUAAGCGAAAUCACUUGAAUGCGGAUGUGUGGUUAAAGGGAUUUGAGUUAACUCGAACUAAACUUUCUAACUACUAUAAACGUUAUACAAAUUUGGCAUUAUUAAAUCACAUUGUGGCGCUGGUCCAUGAAAAGUUUCAAAAGACACAGACGCGUUGCAGCGUUCCGGCACUGCUUAAAGACCCUCAUUUUAUGAAGGAGCGCGUUAACACUUUGAAAUUGCGUGCAGAUAGGGCUUUAGCGAAAUAUGAGAGCAAACAAAAACAAGACAAAUUAUCUUUAAAACUCAAUGCUACAGUACCGAUUAUACUUAAGAGUUUACAGUGCACUAGAAUGAGAGCAAGCGAGUCAGAUAAUGAUCACGCGCUACAAAGGGAUGACGAUCGAAGCGUCAACUCAUAUAAAUCACGGACUGAAUCUGUUUUGAGCUCUUAUAGAGAUGAGCCAGAUACUACACUGACAAAAAUUGAGCAAAUACAAGCAUAUCUGCUGUGGCUAUUGAACGAACUGGAUGACAUGCCACCAGAUCUCUGCAAGAAAGUCGAGAAACGUGUAAGGCGACGUGUAGCCAUGGCAAAGGAGAAGUCCCGCCGUGCAUUAGUCGAGCAAACACGUUUACAGAACUGGAUGACCCAUUUUAAGAGACAUGAAUUACAGAGACAAAAGGAUACUGCCAUAUGUGUGCGCAGAAAAAUAACUCACGAAAUUUGAAGCUCAAACAAUUAAGUAAAAAGUGUUUUCAUAAUUAGUAUCUCUUACCUCACAUCAGUACCCGCUAUGGCCAAAUAGGUACCACUCUGGUCAAAGCACAAGUCUUUGACU